ACUAGUGUGGCUUGCAUGCUAUCAACACAUUGCACGGCCGGCUGCUAGUUUCUUUACAUCAUGGCGGACUAAGGAUAGAGUAACAGUUUAAUUUAUUGUGCGGAAAUAAAAUUGUUUUGUGAAAGCUGCCAACAUGGUGAAGGAACAGUUCAGAGAGACUGAUGUGGCGAAGAAAAUAAGCCACAUCUGCUUUGGGAUGAAGUCUGCUGAACAGAUGCGGCAGCAGGCCCACAUCCAGGUCGUCAGUAAAAAUCUGUACAGCCAAGACACCAAACGCACUCCUUUGCCUUACGGAGUGUUGGACCACCGGAUGGGAACCAGUGAGAAAGACAGACCAUGUCUGACAUGUGGGAAAAAUCUGGCAGAUUGUUUAGGGCAUUACGGCUACCUGGAUCUGGAGCUGCCCUGCUUUCACGUCGGCUACUUCAAAGCAGUUAUUGGAAUUUUGCAGAUGAUUUGCAAGACAUGUUCCAGCAUAAUGCUGAUCAAAGAGGACAAACAGCAGUUUAUGGAUUUCUUGAAGCGCCCCAACCUGGCCUAUUUGCAGAAACGAGGGCUGAAGAAGAAGAUCUCUGAUAAAUGCCGCAAAAGAACAACCUGCUUGAACUGUGGUGCUUUCAAUGGACCUGUGAAAAAGUGUGGCUUGCUAAAGAUCAUCCAUGAGAAGUAUAAAACAACUAAAAAGGUGGUGGAUUCCUUUGUGUCUGAUUUCCUGCAGUCCUUUGAUAUUGCCAUCGAGCACAACAAACUAAUGGAGCCUUUGUUGCCCAGAGCACAGGAAAACCUAAACCCUCUGGUGGUUCUUAACCUGUUUCGGAGAAUUCCAGCAGAAGAUAUCCCUCUGCUGCUGAUGAAUCCAGAGGCGGGGAAGCCUGCGGAUCUCAUUAUCACCCGCCUGCUCGUGCCUCCUCUCUGCAUCCGACCGUCUGUGGUCAGCGAUCUGAAAUCCGGCACCAACGAGGACGAUCUCACCAUGAAGCUGACAGAGAUAAUCUUCCUCAACGAUGUCAUCAAAAAGCAUCGCAUGACUGGAGCGAAAACCCAGAUGAUCAUGGAGGACUGGGACUUCCUGCAGCUGCAGUGUGCCCUUUACAUCAACAGUGAACUUUCUGGCAUUCCCCUCAAUAUGGCACCUAAAAAAUGGACCAGAGGCUUUGUGCAAAGAUUGAAGGGAAAACAAGGCCGAUUCAGAGGAAACCUCUCAGGAAAAAGAGUGGACUUCUCUGGAAGAACUGUCAUUUCCCCUGACCCAAAUCUAAGGAUUGAUGAGGUUGCUGUCCCUGUUCAUGUGGCUAAAAUCCUGACAUAUCCAGAGAAGGUAAACAAAGCCAAUCUGGAGCUAAUGAGAAAACUUGUCCGUAACGGCCCAGACGUUCACCCUGGAGCAAACUUUAUCCAGAACCGUCACACACAGAUGAAAAGGUUUUUGAAGUAUGGGAACCGUGAAAAGAUAGCUCAGGAGCUGAGGUUUGGUGACGUGGUGGAAAGGCAUCUGAUUGAUGGAGACAUCGUCCUUUUCAAUCGACAACCUUCUCUGCACAAACUCAGUAUCAUGGCCCACAUUGCUAAAGUCAAACCACACAGGACAUUUCGGUUUAACGAGUGUGUUUGCACCCCGUACAAUGCCGACUUUGACGGUGAUGAAAUGAAUCUCCACCUGCCUCAGACAGAAGAAGCCAAAGCUGAAGCCCUGGUCCUGAUGGGGACUAAAGCUAACCUUGUUACACCAAGAAAUGGCGAACCUCUGAUUGCAGCUAUUCAGGACUUUCUGACAGGUGCGUACCUGUUGACGCUGAAGGACACCUUCUUUGAUAGAUCAAAAGCCUGCCAGAUUGUUGCAUCAAUACUUGUGGGAAAAGAUGAAAAAAUCAGGAUCUCUCUCCCUCGCCCUGCUAUCAUAAAGCCAAUUACUCUGUGGACAGGUAAACAGAUCUUCAGUGUCAUUUUGAAGCCAAGUAAGGAUUGUCCUGUCGACGCAAACUUGCGGACCAAAGGCAAACAGUACUGCGGCAAAGGAGAAGAUCUCUGUCACAACGACUCAUUUGUGGUGAUUCACAACAGUGAGCUGAUGUGUGGAAGCCUGGACAAGGGCACCUUGGGAUCCGGCUCCAAGAACAACAUUUUCUACAUCUUGCUGAGAGACUGGGGACAGCUGGAGGCUGCUAAUGCCAUGUCUCGCCUGGCAAGACUCGCUCCGGUGUAUCUCUCCAACAGAGGUUUCUCUAUUGGAAUCGGUGACGUGACUCCUGGGACGGGUUUGUUGAAGGCCAAGCAAGACCUUCUGGAUGAUGGCUACAAAAAGUGUGACGAAUACAUAGAAGCUCUGCAGACAGGCAAGCUGCAGCAGCAGCCAGGCUGCACAGCAGAGGAGACUCUGGAGGCUCUCAUUUUGAGAGAGCUCUCAGUGAUCCGAGACCGAGCUGGCAGUGCCUGUCUCAGGGAGCUUGAUAAGAGCAACAGCCCCCUCAUUAUGGCUCUUUGUGGUUCCAAAGGAUCCUUCAUUAAUAUCUCCCAGAUGAUUGCCUGUGUGGGUCAGCAGGCUAUAAGUGGCUCUCGAGUCCCAGAUGGGUUUGAAAACCGCUCCUUGCCUCACUUUGAGAAACACUCAAAACUGCCUGCUGCUAAAGGUUUCGUAGCCGACAGCUUCUAUUCUGGUCUGACACCCACCGAGUUCUUCUUCCACACCAUGGCUGGUCGAGAGGGUCUGGUGGAUACAGCCGUGAAAACUGCAGAGACUGGCUACAUGCAGAGGCGUCUGGUGAAGUCCCUUGAGGAUUUGUGCUCUCAGUACGACCUGACAGUGCGCAGCUCCACCGGUGACAUCAUCCAAUUUAUUUAUGGUGGUGAUGGCUUGGAUCCGGCUGCUAUGGAAGGAAAGGAUGAGCCGCUGGAGUUUAAGAGAGUUCUGGACAACAUCAGGGCGGUCUACACAUGCCCAAAUGAGCCUGCCCUGAGUCAGAACGAGCUUGUCCUUACUGCUGAUAACAUCAUGAAGCGAGCUGACUUCUUGUGCUGCAGAGACAGCUUUUUGGAGGAAAUAAAGAAAUUUAUAAGGACCAUGUCGGAGAGGAUCAAGAAGACCAGAGAUAAGUACGGCAUCAAUGAUAACGGGACUACUGAGCCAAAGGUUCUUUAUCAGUUGGACCGCAUUACCCCAACCCAACUAGAGAAGUUUUUAGAAACCUGCAGAGACAAGUAUAUGAGAGCUCAGAUGGAGCCCGGUUCAGCAGUCGGAGCUCUCUGUGCUCAGAGCAUCGGCGAGCCAGGCACUCAAAUGACACUGAAAACCUUUCACUUUGCUGGCGUGGCGUCAAUGAAUAUCACUCUGGGGGUGCCUCGCAUUAAAGAAAUUAUUAAUGCCUCCAAGAAUAUAAGCACCCCUAUAAUCACGGCUCACUUGGAUAUAGAAGACGACGCUGACUUUGCCCGGCUGGUGAAGGGCAGAAUUGAGAAAACUCUUCUUGGAGAGAUUUCUGAGUACAUUGAAGAGGUUUUCCUCCCAGAUGACUGCUUCAUCCUGGUGAAGCUGUCUCUGGAGAGAAUAAGGCUGCUGCGAUUGGAGGUGAAUGCAGAGACGGUGCGGUACUCGAUAUGCAUGUCUAAGCUACGAGUAAAACCCGCAGACAUUGCUGUGCACGGCGAAGCGGUGGUCUGUGUGUCUCCACGAGAGAAUAACAAGAGCUCGAUGUACUACGUGCUGCAGUCCUUAAAGGAAGAACUUCCUAAGGUGGUGGUUCAGGGAAUACCCGAAGUUGCCCGAGCUGUCAUUCACAUCGACGAACAAAAGGGAAAGAACAAGUACAAACUCCUGGUGGAGGGCGACAACCUGAGAGCUGUCAUGGCCACGCAUGGCGUCAACGGAAGCAGGGCCACCUCAAACAACACGUAUGAGGUUGAGAGGACUUUAGGUAUCGAAGCUGCGAGAUCCACCAUCAUUAAUGAGAUUCAGUACACCAUGGUGAACCACGGCAUGAGCAUUGAUCGACGUCACGUCAUGCUUCUGGCAGACCUCAUGUCCUACAAGGGGGAGAUCCUGGGAAUUACCAGGUUUGGAUUAGCCAAAAUGAAGGAGAGCGUCCUCAUGCUGGCCUCGUUUGAGAAAACAGCCGACCACCUCUUUGACGCUGCCUACUUCGGACAAAAAGACACUGUCUGCGGUGUGUCGGAGUGCAUCAUUAUGGGAAUUCCAAUGAAUAUUGGAACAGGACUGUUUAAACUCCUACACAAGGCUGACAAGGAUCCCAAUCCCAUCAUGAGACCACUCCUCUUUGAAAAUGCAGACUUUCAUAUACCUCUGUUCACGUAGCAGCAACAAACGAAACCGCAUGAAAGUUUGAAGCUUAGUUAUUCAUAGUGUCAGAAAAAUACAAGUGCCUGCUAUGAGUCCCAUUUCCUUUUUGAAGAUCUGACACUAAAUAAGAUUGUCUUGUCUUUUUAGUUACUCAUCAUGUUGCUGCCUUAUGUCACAACUGUAGGAUUGCUGUUUUACAAAGAGAUGGCGAUAUAUAAUUUUUUUUUUUCGAUCUGCAAUAAAACUGCGGUGAAUCAGAAAAAACAGUGCUAAACAAUGUUUUCUCUAUUAUAACCUAAUGUUCUCAGACUGGGAAGACAGGCCUCUGAAUUAUUAAUGUUAGAACUGCAGUGUCGUAGUUUUACCUCCCUAAUCAUGAAGAAACUGAAGGUAUCUUGUCUCUGUUCAGUUUGCGCUGUUGAAAUUGUCCAAUCUUUGCAAUGCAGCUUUUGACAGUUCAUCAUUUUGUUUCCAGCUACUGAAAACUAUUUGUUUGUGUGGAGAAGAAUCCGGUAAUAAUAAUAAUAAUAAGUAUAUAGUUAUAAAAGUUAGAGAUGAAAACAUUUUUUUUUCUUUUGUUCUGGUUGUAAACUGUUUCAUAAUUAAAGACUUGUGUUUUCUUACA
Messenger RNA from Girardinichthys multiradiatus, 4916 nucleotides. It is a transcript of the gene polr3a, whose product is annotated as polymerase (RNA) III (DNA directed) polypeptide A. The transcript has 30 exons. Gene Ontology annotation, molecular function: DNA binding; DNA-directed RNA polymerase activity. Lineage: Eukaryota; Metazoa; Chordata; Actinopteri; Cyprinodontiformes; Goodeidae. Gene Ontology annotation, biological process: DNA-templated transcription. The record is from RefSeq and is a predicted model, not a curated record. Bases 134 to 4306 code for a protein of 1390 amino acids.